UGGUUAGUAAAUAUAAGAGUACUGUUCUUCUAGUACAGAGAUGAAGUUAUAUGUAUGUACACUCUACAGAGAUAACUAAAGCUAAAUCAGAAGCUAAAUCAAGCUUGUUUAAAAGAGAAAAAUAAACUAAUAGAAGUCAAGCAAGGAAGUUUGUGCAAAACAUUGCCAAGAGUUUAUAUUUGGAAUCUUAUAGGAGAGUCACUAAGAGUCUCGAAACAAAGAAAAGCGUCUCCACUCGGACAAAUCUAUUCGUUCAAAGUAAUUCAAACAGUACACCUCUUGGAGGCAACACUAAGAGUGGAGCAUUCGUUACGGAUAAGUGAAUAAAAAAAAGGUAAGUAAGUAAAACUCAGAUUUAGUGGAACAAGGACCCUGAAGGAGGAAAAUAAGUGAAGUAAGAUGAGAAGUUUUUCCAAAAAUCAUAAAUCCUGAUAAGAUAAGGUAUAGAAAUCGCAGUAGCGCGUAGCCGUCUGAAUGCUUUAUAAAUCUCGUCCCGCAGCGUGUGACAAGAUGACAAAUGAGAAAAAUAAAUAUGAUAAAUUUAGAAUUACAUAACGCAGCGAAUAAUCUAACAUUCAUCUGUUAGAAACAAAACGUUCAAGAAGCUAGUAACAUUGUUCGUUUUAUGAGAAGUGAAAUACUGUAAGCUAAUGGCAGAGAACGGUAGCAUCAAAAACCUGUCAGCGGAAAGCAGCCCGAGGAAGCUUCUUUACUAUCACCGGUACUCGUUCUACUCGCAAAAGGUUUUACUGGCUAUCAACGAGAAGAGAUUAUUGAUUGAUCUUUACGAGAUUGACUUUGCGAAUAAUGAGCAGUGUAGUGCUUGGUUUCUUCAAUUAGCAUCACGCGGUGACGUUCCUGUCUUGAAGGAUGGUGAUAAGAUCAUUGACGAUGCUACGCCGAUAAUCGAUCAUCUUGAAGCAGGUUAUCCUGAUGCAUAUUCGUUGCUACCAAGUGAUCCUACCGAGAAGCAUAGAAUACUGGAGUUGAGAAGGAUCCUGGAUCAACUUCCUGGUAACACACUGACGGUUGGCUCUUUCCGUCAUACGAAAUUUGUCGAUCGGCCUCGUGUUCCGUUUAUUAAUCCCGUGAGGUGGCUUCUUCUACGUGUUGAAUCCGAGAGUGCUGUGGCUUUGAGAAUCAAUGCCAAUUCUAUUCCUGCUGCUCGGGCUAUACUCGAGAGAAAAGCUGCGGCUAUGGAGAAGUCCCACGACGUUCUCGCCGAUGAGAACAAGUUUAACGACCUUUUGGUAAGAGUGGAGCACACUUUCGAGAAGAUAGAGGACGCGCUGAAGAAGGGACCGUGGCUGGGAGGUGACCUCUUUACUGUUGCUGAUAUCUCGUUAGCUAUAUUAUUGGAAAGAUUAACUGCGGUAGGACUGGAUACAAGACUCUGGGGAAACAAACCAUUGAUAGGAAGAUACUAUGACAGACUCCAGGAACGCGAAAGCGUCCAGGCUGCUGUACCGAAAGGAUGGAUAAAUGUGGUCGCUUUAAUACCUUGGAGAAAACCUGCUGUGAUAUCUGGACUCGCCGGACUCGCGUUACUGAUCACGGUUUUUGCGCUUAGAAAAAAAAUACUUAACUGACUUGUGUAAAAUUAUUUUUACCGCGAUAUCGCUCGUUCUUAAUUACUUAUCUGUUAAUCUCGUCGAGAGUUUUCAAGUAGCUGCGAGAAAAAUUAAACAUUUAAUACGUUUAAUUAAGUCAGAUUGACUUAAUCAUUUACUUCACUAGUACUUAUUGUACUUUUGAAAUAUUUAAGUUAAAAAUAUUUUAAGUGGUAUGUUGUGCCAUAGUUAAGUUACGUAAAUAUAGUUUACAAUGGAAUAUAAAAAAAACGUGAUAAAAUCUAAUAUAUCUUUUAUAUUCCUAUCGGCACGUUUCUCUUUUUCUUGGUUUUUGAAAAUACUCAUGUACAUAUGUAGUCUAUAUGACUGGUUUAUCCACUCAGAAACUGCAAAAAAACUAAGGUGUUAUCACAGAUCACGACAAGAAUACAAUAUUAUAGGAGUUCUUUUUUAUACAGAACUUUUAGUAAAAAACAAGCAGAAUGUAACAUCCCCAAAAUUUGAAGUAGAAACAAUAAAUAAAAGAAUUGAAAUAUUCGGAUACUGUCAAUAAUUGAAGAAAAGUUAAUAAUAUAAAUAGAAAUAUGAGCACCAGCAAUCGUAUAAGAAACGUAAAAUAUUGCAUAUGAACAGAUAAGUAUUAAACAAAUAUAAAACAACAGUUACAUAAUCAGGAAUGUCGUAAUUAUCUAUUCAGAGAUGUAACAGUUAAAUAAAUGACGUAUUUUAUGCAUAUUACAUCUUUGAGUAUGAAAGUAUAACAUUAAAGGUAACUAAUUGUUAACUGUGACUUUGUGUUUACUGGUUAUACAAUGGCUACUACGUAUUAAAUAAUUCGCAUAUAUUUCUGAGAAGCCUAUCUCUUAUUUAUUGUAACAAAAAUAAUUUUAUUAUCAUGAAAUACAUGCGAGAUAUAUUGUAUCAUAAAAA
This is a messenger RNA of Cephus cinctus (wheat stem sawfly), 2501 nucleotides long. RefSeq names its product ganglioside-induced differentiation-associated protein 1 (gene Gdap1). Gene Ontology annotation, biological process: mitochondrial fusion; mitochondrial fission. Gene Ontology annotation, cellular component: mitochondrial outer membrane. Bases 651 to 1589 code for a protein of 312 amino acids. The record is from RefSeq and is a predicted model, not a curated record. The transcript has 3 exons. Lineage: Eukaryota; Metazoa; Arthropoda; Insecta; Hymenoptera; Cephidae.